Prunus mume (Japanese apricot) is the source of this 1242-nucleotide messenger RNA. RefSeq names its product Late embryogenesis abundant (LEA) protein-like protein. Lineage: Eukaryota; Viridiplantae; Streptophyta; Magnoliopsida; Rosales; Rosaceae. The record is from RefSeq and is a predicted model, not a curated record.
UGCCAUAAAACCCACUUGUUAGAUUAGUUUAAAGGGGUGUGAGGUAUAUAUAUAUAUCAUCAUUUCAUUCCAUUGAAGAGGGAAAAAGAGAAGCCAUGGAUUUCUCAGGCAACAAAAAGACACUGAUCAUUGUGCUACUCUUUGUAUCUGCUGCUGUUCUAGCACAGAGUAAGGGAACUUCAGAUAUCAAAGUUUGCUAUGGCCGGAAAAGCCCUUGCUUUCUCAAGCAGAUACCCUGCCCAAAGGAAUGUCCAUUGGCUUCACCAACAGACAAGAACGCUAAAAUUUGCUACCUCAACUGUGACUCGCCCAUAUGCAAAGCUGAGUGCAAAAAGCGCAAGCCUAAUUGCGAUGGCCCUGGAUCAGCAUGCAUGGACCCUCGCUUCAUUGGUGGAGAUGGCAUUGUCUUUUACUUCCACGGCAAGAAAAAUGAGUACUUCACCUUAGUUUCUGAUCCCAACCUCCAUAUCAAUGCCCGGUUCAUUGGUCUCCGCCCUGAAGGACGAACCAGGGACUAUACUUGGAUUCAGGCCCUCGGACUCCUUUUUGACUCUAACAGCUUCUCCCUUGAGGCCACCAAAGCAUCAGUAUGGGAUGAUGAAAUUGACCUCUUGAAAUUCACUUACAAUGGAGAGGAGCUAGUCAUCCCAGAAUCCCAUCUCUCUGUGUGGCAAUCUCCAGGUAAUGCCAUUAGAGUGGAGCGAACAUCAAGCAAGAACAGUGUCUUAAUCACUCUCCCAGAAGUUGCUGAGAUUUCAGUAAAUGUGGUGCCUGUGACAAAGGAAGAUGACAGGAUCCACAAUUAUCAGAUACCAUCAGAUGACUGUUUUGCUCACCUGGAAGUACAGUUCAGAUUCUAUGGCCUAUCCUCAAAUGUUGAAGGAGUGCUUGGAAGGACUUACCAGCCAGAUUUCAAGAACCCAGCAAAGCCUGGAGUAGCUAUGCCAGUGGUGGGAGGUGAACAAAAGUACAGAACAACAUCACUUGUCUCUGCAGAUUGCAUUGCUUGUGUGUUCACUCAAUCCGGGAAGCUGUACCAAACAGAUUCAAGGGUGAUGGAUUACGGAAAGCUCGAUUGUACUGGUAAUUCCUUCGGUGGGAAUGGAAUAGCUUGUAGGAAAUAACUGCUAUUGUCCCAUUCUCAAGGAAUAAGUGAAGGUUUCAACUUCUCAGAUGAUAAUUAAAGUUGUGUGGUCAAGAGGUGCUUAUUGAUGAUUUCAUAUAAUAGUCAAGAUUUAAAUU